Molecule: messenger RNA, 3501 nt
Organism: Thyridium curvatum
Lineage: Eukaryota; Fungi; Ascomycota; Sordariomycetes; Thyridiales; Thyridiaceae
Exons: 3
Coding region: 1-3501 (1166 amino acids)
Biological process (GO): protein transport to vacuole involved in ubiquitin-dependent protein catabolic process via the multivesicular body sorting pathway
Cellular component (GO): ESCRT-0 complex
Molecular function (GO): protein binding
Source: RefSeq, a predicted model, not a curated record
AUGACGACGCCCUUCAAGGUCAAGGCCGUGUACGAGUACAACUCGGCCCACGAGGAUGACCUCCAAUUCCACAUUGGCCAAAUCAUAACCGUCACGGAGGAGGAGGACGAUGAAUGGUACACGGGCGAGUACGUCGACGAAUCGGGCGCCAAGCAGGAGGGCAUGUUCCCGCGCAACUUUGUCGAAAAGUAUGAGCCCACUGCUCCGCCUCGACCGGUCCGGCACCAGAAGAAGAAGAGCGAAGCUGCUGCGGUGCACGAAGAGCCAGCUGCCCCGAUGCCCAGCACCCCAAAGGAGGCCGUUCCCGAGCCCGAGGCUGCCUCGCCCAAGGACGCCAAAGUUGCCUCUCCAACUCCUGCGCCUGCCGUUGAUCUUCCGAUACGGGAGGAGCAUGCUCCCACUUCCGCUCCCGCUCCUGCUCAACCUUCUCCCAAAGCCGCCGAGGCGCCUGUCCCGGCUCCCGUUCAAGCCAAGCCGAAGGGCCCACCGCCCGUUUCUGAGAAGCCAGCUAGCAGCUCGUUCAAAGAUCGUAUCGCCGCCUUCAACAAACCCGCCGCCCCUCCCGUUGCUCCCUUCAAACCGAGUGGCAUCGGUGCAGGCAGCACAGGGUUCAUCAAGAAGCCGUUUGUCGCACCGCCACCUAGCAGGAACGCAUAUGUGCCGCCACCCCGGGAGGCCCCCACUACAAAGGUAUACCGGCGCGAGGAGGACCCGGAGAUCAGGGAGCGAGAGGCAGAGAAUCUUGAGAGUGCCGAGAAGGCCGGGCUGGCCCCUGCGGCUAGUGCCAGCGCUGAAGGUGCCGAAGAAGACGAGCCCAAGCCGUUGAGCCUCAAGGAACGCAUGGCCCUUCUCCAGAAGCAGCAGAUGGAGCAAGCCCAGAGGCACGCCGACGCUGCUGCAAAGAAGGAGAAGCCGAAGCGUCCAGCCAAGAAGCGCAUGGAAAGCCACGAGAGCUAUGCUGAGGGUGACGCCGCCGACAUCCCGCCGACCCUCGAGCGGAGAGACACCCAAGAAACGGGGGGGCGCAGGUCUAUCGAAGAGACACAUCCUCCCAAGGCCCCGCAACCGACUCGACGGAAGUCUUCCAGAGGUGUCGGGCCGGAGGAUGGCAACGAAGCCGACAUGUCAGGUGCUGGUGAUACUACUGAAGGCCAAGAAGACCUCACGGAGAAGGAGGAGAGCGAUGAGAAGCCUCGGCCUCUGACAAAGACCCCUACUGCAAGCACCACGGCGACUGAGCCGGCUAGGGAGGAAGACAUUGAGGAGGAGGACGAGGAUGACGAGGAGGAAGAGGAAGAUGUCGACCCCGAGGUGCGAAGAAAAGAGGAGCUGAGAGCGAGGAUGGCCAAGAUGAGUGGCGGCAUGGGUAUGGCUGGCAUGUUUGGCAUGAUGCCGAUGCCCGGCGCUGCAGCUCCGCCCAAGAAGAAGAAGGCUUCGGUGGAGAGGCGCCCCAGCGAGUAUGACGACGAGGCUACAACCCCUGGCGCUUCUGCGCCACCUGUUCCGGUUAUGGCCUUACCAGGCAUGUCUGCCCCGAAGACGCCGGGCCGCGAGGAGCGGUCAUCCCUGGACGUGGCCAGUCCGUCGGGGAACGAGGGCGAUGAGGAGGAUGAAGAUGAGCCCGCACCGAGAGCUGUGCCUCCUGUGCCUUCGCGGGGAGCAGGGGCCCCGCCACCCGUUCCCGCCGGUCGUCCCGCACCGCCACCUGUCCCGGCAGACUCGCGGCCGCCACCUCUGCCACCGACAGCCUCCGAGAUCAGGUCUCAGAGCGAGGGGUCGGAAUCGGACGACGAGCUCUCAGAACGACCUCAAGAUCCUGCUGAUACUCCCAAGGGUGAAGCACCACCAGCAUCCCGAGCUCCACCCCCUCCUCCUGUGGCUGUUCCUCCGCCUGCUAUUCCUACUUCACCCCGCUCGCCAGGGUCUAAUCGGCGAUCAUAUAUGGGUGACGGUUUGCCUCCCAUCUCCCCAAGCGGAGCUCCACCGCCUCCCAACAAGCGUGACAGCCGGCCACCACCGAUCCCGGGAACGGCUCCGGCACUACCGCCCACGCAGACUCGCCCGCCGCCCCCGCCACCUCCAGGCACCCUGAGUCGCCAAUCUACGGCCGACACCCGCCCACUGUCUCCUACCAAAGCACCGCGGCAUGAUGAGGAGGAGGAAGAGGAAGAGGUCACCGAAUAUGAAGGGGACUACGACACAGACAUUGCGUCUUCAGUGCCUCAUAAGGAUGCACUCAAAUCGCAUGCUCGAGAGUCGAGCUUUGACGAAUCAUUUUCCAUGAAGUCUCCCACCGCUGAGGCACCGCCGUCUGUGCCGCCGCCUAUUCCGUCUGCUUCUGCACCCAGAGCACCACCUCCGGUGCCGACUCAGGCGCCCCCUCACGAUAAACGUAGAUCGACUGAUAUGCCCCGUGCCCCGCCGCCGCCGCCACCACCGGCCAAACAAAACACGGAGUUCGACGACGACUACGACCCUUACAACUACACCGCCACGCCUACACAGGGCAUCCCGAUCCCUGGUUUCGCUCCUCCUCCUCCGAGACCUGCAGAAGAGCCUCAAGCUCCACUGCCACCAGAGCCGAGCCUGGCACAGCCGCCUCCGCCACAGACUCGUGCACCACCCCCAGCACCACCUGCGAACCGUAGUGCCCGGCAGUCCGUCGAUGCUGGGCGCGCGAUGCCUACGGGAAGGAGGUCUAUCGAUGUGAAUAGACCCUCUAUAGAGUCGGGGUUCGUUGCCAAUGACAUCGACCUCGCCCCGCAGUCCUCGUGGUGGCUGCAACCCAACAGCCUGCCACCUCAGCUGCAAGGCCGACGGGAUAUCUUCUUUGAGUCGGACGAAUCGCAGAACUCGGAGCACGGCAAGACAAUUGUCACGAGGGACGUGUACGUUCUCUACCAGGACUACUCGCAGACCGUGAUCACUAUCAAUUUCGACGCUGCCAACCCCUCAGACGCUCAGCUCGAGCAAAGGCACGAGGGCCCGCCGCGGACUCUCCGCCAGGACCAGCUCGAGCAGUCUUAUGAGCGGUUCGGCCGCCAGAUUGGCGAGACUGUCGGCUCCAAGAAGGACACGGUUGUCGGUGACGGCACACCGCAAGGACUCAUCUACGAGCUCCUCCGUCCUUUCAAGGAUGCGCUCCUGCCAGUCGGCUCACGAGCAUACGGCGCCCUGGUCUACUCGAACCUGGCCAACGCGAGCACGUCCCAGAACGACGAGAUCCGCGCCGGCGACAUCAUCAGCAUCCGGAACGCCAAGUUCCAGGGCAAGCACGGGCCGAUGCACGCCAAGUACAGCGUCGAGGUGGGCAAGCCGGACCACGUGGCCGUCGUGGCCGAGUGGGACGGCACCAAGAAGAAGGUGCGGGCCUGGGAGCAAGGGCGCGAGAACAAGAAGGUCAAGCUCGAGAGCUUCAAGCUCGACGACCUGCGGUCCGGCGAGGUCAAGAUCUGGCGCGUCAUGCCGCGGAGCUGGGUCGGGUGGCAGGGCCAGAACUAG